Talpa occidentalis (Iberian mole) is the source of this 3620-nucleotide messenger RNA. It is a transcript of the gene CCDC125, whose product is annotated as coiled-coil domain containing 125. Bases 55 to 1611 code for a protein of 518 amino acids. Gene Ontology annotation, biological process: negative regulation of Rho protein signal transduction; negative regulation of cell motility. NCBI's taxonomy places the organism in Eukaryota, Metazoa, Chordata, Mammalia, Eulipotyphla, Talpidae. The record is from RefSeq and is a predicted model, not a curated record. The transcript is spliced from 12 exons. Gene Ontology annotation, cellular component: cytoplasm.
CGGGCGGCUGCGCGCGCGACCCGGAGGCUCGGCGCCCGAUAACCUGUUUUCCUUAUGGUAAAGACGGCACCUGUGAUGAGCAGAGCGCUGAGGACACCGAGUGAGGCAGAGGUGCAGGCCUGGGGCCCAGGGGACGAUGACAUGGCAGAAGGCGAUUUAGGGUAUGGCCUUGGAAGAAGGCCCGGUGGUGUUUAUGAAGUACAAGUUUCACAUUUAUUGAAGUCUAGAAGAAGAUCAGAUGGAAAGAACUUUAGCCCUCCCCCACUUCCAAGAGAGGAAGAAGGGAGAAAUGAUGCCAUUUUUCAAUAUCCCAAGCCUCCGAGCUUGCAAGACCCUGCAGCAUCCAGAAUUUCCCUGUACAGCCGGCAAAGUAGCUCUGAUUCCAAUUCAGAAUUGUCAAAUAUAGAAUUAAGGCAACAUCUUCACGAAACUUUAGAGGAAGUAGAAAUUUUAAAAACUGAACUUGAGACAGUUAAAAAAAAACUUGAAGGUAAAGAAGAAGCAUUGAAAAUUCUUCAAAGUAUGGCAGUAUUUGAAAAAGCCACAAGUCAUACCCAGGCAGCACUUCAAAAGACUGUGGAACAAAAGAGAUCCUUGGAGAAGGAAAUAAAUACCUUGCAGUGGAAAAUAGAAUUUGAUCAGAAUAGAUUUAAAAAUGUAGAGGAAUCUUGGAUCCAAAAAUAUGACCGGCUAAAUUGUGAAAAUACAGUCCUGAAGGAAACUUUGAAACUGAAAACAGAAGAAGUUAAAAUGCUAAUGUCUAAAAAUGCAAUUUUAAAUCAACAGUAUUUGGAGGCCCUCGCCAUGCUUGAUAUCAAACAACAGAAGAUAGUUCAGGAAAACAUGUGCCAAGAUAAUAGUGGCUUCACAGAGGUUUCAGGUCUCGAGCUUGCAGUCCUUGGCGCCUGCCUUUGUCGUGGUCCCAGAGGGAGCCCCUGUUCCUGUGCCAAAAUGGCAGCAUCCACUCGAAAGAUGCUUCUUCAGCUCAAACAAGAGUUGGAACUUUUGCAGAAGAGUAAAGAAGAAGCUUACAUAAUGGCAGAUGCAUUCAGAAUUGCAUUUGAACAACAACUAAUGAGGAAAAAUGACCAGGCACUAAGAUUGACACAAAUGGAUAAAAUGUGUAAAAAAGCAACAAAACGGGUAAAUUGGAAGCACCUUAAAGAGGAUGAACUGUCAUCACAAAGGAGUAAAAAUACCUUAAGACAGAAACUGUUGGGUAUGCUCCCUUCAGAUUACAGUUCUAAGAAGACUGAAGACCAGGAUAAUCCUCAAGAAGUCUUUAAGAUGCUAAUAGAUUUGUUGAAUGAUAAAGAAGAAGCUCUGGCUCAUCAAAGAAAAGUUAGCUACAUGCUUGCUCGGGCACUGGAAAACAAAGAGACCUCCUCAAAAGAGAAUGAAGAAAAAAAUUCUCUAAGAGACAUUUUUCCAUUAAAACCCCUCUGUCAGAAUAUUUCAGAACUCUCUGUUUUAUGUGAUCCUGUACAUUCAAGUGUUCAAAGUUUUAAUUCUAUGAGCUGCAUUUGUUCCGUCCAGCACCUUCAUACAGAUCAAAACCAUACGAGAACUCUUAAAAGAUCCUGUUCUUUACCUUCAAGUAUCAUGUUUUGAAGUUAAACCAUUUGAAAUUAGAAGUGAGACGUGUUUAUAUCAAGAUACUAAAAAAAAGGAUUGUAUAAAUUUUGCUACAUCUUGACAAGUUGGAUGUUUUCUGGUAUUUCUAAACUUUAGGAGGCAACUUAAAUACUUAUGUUGUCUGUAAGAAAUUUAGUAUUUGGUAUUCAUGUAUUUUAUUUAUAAAUUGUAUUAUUAUAUAUAAUGAAGUUGUCAGUAUUUGCCAACAUCUUAAAAGAGUGAUAUUGAAAAAAACAAGAAAUUAUUUAACUACCUAGAUUGACUAUAGGGAUCUCCAGCUAAAGCAACAAUAUAAUGUACACUGAUGCGCUACAAAAAUUAAGAAUGUAUAGAAGUGACUGAGUGUUAAUUUUUGAAAGAUGUAUGUCUUUUGUUUUUCAGAAUAUUUCAUUUAUCUUAUAAAGGUUAACUACAAUAUAUAUAUAUAUAUAAAAAUAUAUAUAAUGAUGGGUUUCUGGUAGAAGUAACUUCAAAGUUAUUGCUAGCUACCAUCAUAAUUUCUCAUCUUGAUGGAUUGAUGACAUUUUGGCAAUAUCUUCACUGAAUUCUGGCCCUCAAACAAUUCUGAACUAAGUCCUUGGUUUUGAUGGUGUACUUUAGGCCAUUUAAUUUUUUCUUUCUACAAAUAUUACAUAGCAAUAAUCUGUAAUACCUGUUAGGAAUAUUGCUAUAUUAUGUCAAAGCAAAUGCAUUAAAUUAAGUUGCAAUAAAAAUUUUGCGUGCUAGAAUUUCUAGUCAGAAAAAAAAAAGAUGGUUACACUACUAUUUAAAUAGGUGAGAUGACAAUAGGGUAAUAAGAUAACAAUAUUAGCCAUUUAUAAUUGUGUUAUAAUUGUAUUAGGCAUUAAUAGUAAAAGCUAAAAAUUCACAGAUAAAUUUUGAUGAGGAAUGAGGAAGUACUAUUACCAGUCAUCAAAAAUAUAUUAUUCUGCUAGUAAUAUAAAGCUUGUAACGUGGUACCAGCAGAUCAAUGGAAUAGGGUGUAAAUAACAUAAACAGAUCUAAUAUAUAUAAUAAUUUUAUAUAAGCUAAAAGGUAAGGAAAUGAAAGUCCUGGGAUUAUUUACAAUACCAAAAUUAAAGUGUUAAAAUAGUGAUUGCACAAUUUUACAUUCCCAUCAAUGGUGCACAAAUGUUCCAACUUUCCUGACAUCUUUGCAAACACUUGGAUAUGAUAUGGUAUGUUUUCAUGGUUUUCACUUGCAUUUCCCUACUGAUCAGUGAUACAGAGCAUCUUUUCCUAUGCUUGUUGGCCAUUUCUAUAUCAUCAUCAGUACGAUGUCUAUUCAAAUCUUUUGUCAAUUUUUAAAUCAGAUUUUUUUAAACUGAUUAGCUGAGUUCUUCAUAUAUUCUGGAUAGUAACACUUUGUCAGAUAUAUGAUUUGCAAAUAUUUUCUCUCAUUCAGUAGGGUGCAUUUUUCACUGCUGAUUUCAUGUCCUUUGAUGCAUAAGGUUUUUUUUGUUGUUUUUGACAUAGUCCAGUUUGUCUAUUUUUACUUUAGUUGCCUAUGCUUUUGGUGCCCAGAAGCCCUUGCCAAACCUAAUAUCAUGAAGCUUCUUCCCACCCUGUGUUUUUCUUCUAAGGUUUAUUAUAGUUAUUGGUCUUACAGGUCUUUGAUCCAUUUUGAGUUAAUUUUUGCAUAUUCUCUAAAGUAAAGGGCUUUCUUUAUUUUUAAGAACAACUGACAGCUACUGGGAGUAUGAAUUGAUACUACUUUGGAGAAGAAUGGCAAAUCAACAUUGAUUGAAAAUGUGUAAUUUUGGGCCUCCCUGGUGGCGCAGGCAGUUGAGCGCCACACUGUGAAGCUGUCCACAGCCUCUGCAGUGAGGGUUCGAUCCCAGCCGGACGGCGAGAAUCCCACAUGGCGAAGUAGACCUCUCUUGUCUUGCCCACUGCUCCCCUCAGCAGUGUAUUUCGUCAGUCUGCCUGUUGUUACCCACUCUGUCUCUGGUAAUCCUCUCACUCUCCCGUGCAUCUGGCCUGUA